CGGGGGGAGGAGGAGCAGCAGCAGCAGCGCGUAGGGUCGUGAGAAGCAGCGGCAACCCGGCUGCCCCGGCCGGCGCGCGCCAUGGCGAAGGAUGAGUGCAAGGCGCUGCUGGACGCGCUGAGCAAAGUGACGGCCUGCUACCGGCACAUGGUGCUGACCAUCGGCGGCACCUCGGACUCGCAGAACCUGCGCGAGGAGCUCAAGAAGACCCGGCAGAAAGCCCAGGAACUGGCGGUGGCCAACCGCAACAAGCUCACGGCCGCCUUGCGGGACAAGACGGUGAGCAAAGAGGACAGGGCGGAAUUCGAGCGGCUUUGGGUCCUCUUCUCCACCUGCUUGGAGAUCCUAGAGACCGACAUGCGGCGCGCCCUGGAGCUGGGCCAGGAGUUCCCCCUCAACGUACCCAAAAAGCCGCUCAUCCAGACGGGGAUGAGCGGCGGCACCUCCGGAGUGGCCGCCCGGGCCAUGAGCGUCCAGAACAUGAAAUACGAGGCGGACAACAACAUCGACGUGGUGGAUUUGAAAGACCUGGAGAAUGAGAUCAACCAAGUGGGGGAGAUGAUGUACGAGAUGGAGAUGAAAGUCAGCGUCCCGCAAUGGACGGUGGAGGCCAAGCAGGACCCCGGGGCGGAGCUCAAGUCCACCAUCAGCGUGGGCGCCUCCUCCAUCGGCAUGAUCGAGGUGGAGGAGAGCAAGGCCUUUUGCGAUAUCAGCAAAGUGCUGGCCGGCAUAAUCUUCACGGCCGUUCUCCUCAUCGCCAUCAUCCUGGCUGUGUGUGUGGCAAAGCUCUCCUAAAGUGGGGGAUGUCAGGUCCAGGAGAAGAGUUUGGCUUUUCUUGAUGAGGGAGAAAAAGGAGAGGCGUUUGUUCCCCCAGAUUAUGGGUGGCGGGAGCAGGCGAGUAUGAGAUGGGAUCCCUGUGCUGGAAUGAGGGGCAGGGGACGUGUUCUGUUCAAGUCCUAAGCCUGAGGAUUUGUGCGAUAUUCUAGCUUUAAAGAACAGUCCAUCUAAGGUAUGUGGGUAUUACAACUCCCAGCCAUAGUAGGGAUUUGUUCGCUAUUUAUAGAUGAUUAUUCUCAGUAAGCAGAAAAAAGUAUUGUUUGUGAGUAGAUUCUACUGCUGGUCCAUGUUUACAAACUGCUUACAAAUUGCACAUGAUUUGGAGAUGGGAAUUAAUUCAGUGGCAAAAUGGAGACACCUAUAAAUUUACAUAUAAUUUCCUGCAAACAUAAAUGAUGUUGUGGUCCUGAGCUGAGGAUUUGUUUUCUCUCUC
This is a messenger RNA of Lacerta agilis (Sand lizard), 1270 nucleotides long. RefSeq names its product regulator of G-protein signaling 9-binding protein. Gene Ontology annotation, biological process: detection of light stimulus involved in visual perception; G protein-coupled receptor signaling pathway. The record is from RefSeq and is a predicted model, not a curated record. The transcript has a single exon. Lineage: Eukaryota; Metazoa; Chordata; Lepidosauria; Squamata; Lacertidae. Bases 82 to 795 code for a protein of 237 amino acids. Gene Ontology annotation, cellular component: neuron projection; photoreceptor outer segment.